AGUAACGGGAAGAUCACCGAACGCUUUUGUUACUUCGUCACUUUCAAUUAGCUCCUCUUUUCCUUACAUCGCAUCGGUUGAAUCCCACCAUCCUCUCGGAGAAUAGCCGGUGACCGAUUCGAAACACUUGUUGGGUUUCGUGCUUCGGGGUUGCUAGUUGGCAUAGCGUAACCAUAAAGGGAACGAGACAAAAAAAACUGGCUGACAAGGGCAGGGAGGACCGAAUCUGCCACCUGCACCAAGCCGAAACGAGUCAUUUUUGUUCCUCGGGGUUGGAGUUGUCAUUUGCCAAGCUAUAUUCGAUUUGAUUGAAGUCUUCCAACUUAUUUCGGCAGCUGACUAMAAUURUACAUAAACCAAUAAACUACUCGUUCUACGAGUAAGAAAAAGAUGGGAUGCGGAGCUUCCAAUGCAGCCCACGCAGGCAUGAAUUCCAUGGACAAAAAAUCCAGCGGGGUGACAAACAAUCAAAAUUCAAGCCCUGCGAAAGCCUCGAAUGCUCAGAAUGUAAUGCAGGAAGCAAAACAACCAUUGCUUCCAACGAACCCAGUGACAUCGAAUGCCAGGUAUGAGGAYGAACGAGGGCGUGUUAACGACGCCAACACUGCAGCUCUUUUCGACAAAAGUCCCAUGGAACUGUAUUCAAAUGGCAUUCGACCCUCGUAUGCAAACAUUGAUAGACAAUCUGCAUCUUUACACAAGAUAAAUUUUCCCGGCCCCGAAAAAGUUGUUCAGACACAGGUCGGUGUCGACGAUCCUAAAUGGAGGGAACUCUGGUUUGCGCACAAAGACAAUUUGUUGGAUCCCGCCGACGUUCACGCUACCAUGCAAGAUCUGAUGGCAAACGUCACGAAUCGCUUUUCCGACACGGAACUCUUGUUUUUACAACGAAGGGUACGAAGCACGGUGCGGCGAUCUCAACUUUACACAGAGCAACAAUCGAUCAGUAACGGUGGCAAGAAUCGCGGGGCGGUGAAAAGCAAAAGGAAUCGCGAUGCUAGCAGUAGCAAUAAUACACCCUCGCUCAUGCAGGAGCUACAAGAAACCACAAUCCUUGCAAAGGAACACCAUUUGCUHAGCAGCCACGUAUUGAGAAAGGUCUUGCCACAUCCUCCCGUUCCGAUUGUCAAAUGCAACAUACAAUUUUUGGCUGCAAACUUUAUUCAAGCCAUGGGCAGUCAGUCCGACCUGCAAAACACAACUGUGGAACUAAGCAGUAGCGGGAACAAUAUUCUUAUAGGGGAUAUUGGUGGUGGCCCUGCUUCUACCUUUGAAGUCAAUGACACUAUAUCUGGCAUUGAUAUAGUAGAAACUAUUUAUUUGCUGGCUUUGUAUUGCAACGAUGUACUGUGGGACGACGUGGCCGAAAUUGCAGUCGAUUCUGCAAAGGCGAACAAUCUAGAGAUGGAUGUGAAUAAAAAUAUUCAAAACGGUAGCGAAAGAAGUUACAACAAAAAUUCACUACCACAACCAUCAGAACCAAAAUGCGAAGAGCCACCAAUGGCGCCUCUUGGGAUGGGAAUGCAUUCUCUGACAUUUAUUCUUGGACUGGCAUUGCGUAAGUCAUAAAUGAAGCAUUGCAUAUGUCAUCCGACUUCUCGAGUGCUUGUGAACAACAUCGCCAAGAAGAGGGAGGUCGGUGUACCCACUCAAAUGCUAACUUGCCCAUCUUCUUGUAUCUGUCUUUCGACUUGGUUUCUAUCCAGGUGGAUCUCGACAACAACAGCUGAAUCUCCUUUUUUACAUGUUAUUGGAACCGGAUUCGUUGCGAACAUUUCUUGAAAAUCAUCCUGCUGGAGGAGUUCCGACUUGGUUACUAGAGGUUGAUCAAGAUAUCGUUAUUAGUUUGGCWUCCCUGUCUCAUUAUUAUUGGUACGGAGGAGGGUCUUCUAAUUGCCCCUUUUCGCCAUCUUCAAAUUCAAAGAGUGGUGCUCGCAAAACUGGUGCUGAACAAUGGAAUCGURCGCAGCAUAAUUUGGCUUUGAAACUUUCUGGAUAUGAAGUUAUCCACUUCCUAAUGGCUAUUCUCAUACCCGAAAGCUUCAUGAUGAUCGAUAAUCCAUCAAUUUUAGCAUUUGGAACGAGUCAGGAAUCAAGUUCKAACGAAAAUGAGCAAAAUAGUACCAGCCGAUCACCAGUGUCCUCAAACCGCAAAGGAGGUCUUGUCGGAUUCAAACUCCGUGGUUCAGGCAAUAGCAAAAGAGACAUUAGCAACAAAGASAAUUCAAAAAUCAACGGGAACGGCUCUUUUACUAUCGAUGAUUCGGAGACUCACCAGACAGAUGUCUCGAACAGACUUAAACGUCAGCGGCAACAAUGCUGCUCUGAUAAGUUUACCAGUGCAACAAUGUCUGAUAACAUUGAUUUUUUGAACGACUACUGUGCCGAAGAAAGUCGGAUGAAUUUCGCUGAACAAGCAGCCAUUUGGCUCAGGGACCAUCCGGCAGGUAGUAUGAUGACGAUUUUAGACUUUGAUCGCUUUUGUCGGAAGGCCUUGGAUGAUGGGUGUAUAUCGGCCAUCAUGCAUCGCCUCGUCGCGCACGGUUGGAUUCCCACUCCAUCGAUGGAGCUCGACAUGGUGAGAUCUAGGUGGAGGUUAUGGCAAGAAUCGUCGUCUUCUCUUUCGGCUUGGUCGAAACACGUAUAUCAGUCUGCCGAUGUCGCCAUGGAACUCUUGUCGCAAAAUGUGCGCCUUGUUCUUUCGAUGGGAACCGAUAAUAGCUCCGACGAGAACAAGAACGCAUCUUUAGUUCCCGAAUGUGAUCRAAAUCAAAGUUGUAGUAGCCAGGUAGUUUUCGGUGGUCUAGGUGGGUUUGAUGGCAAAGGUGGAUUGGGAUUUGGGGUCAUGUACUGCAUUGAUAAGAAAUGGUGGCAAGAUUGGGAAGCAUAUGUUGGGUGGUCAUGGGCCGGAGACAGCAAAUCACCAAGUUCGCGAACUUGUGUUGUUCCAAGGAAACGACCAGGAGAAUUGAGCACAGAAUCACUAUUGGAUCGACACAAUGAUGUAGUAGUAGCAGGUACACUGGGAUCAUACGAGCUGAUGAAAAAUGGGCUAGAAAAAGAUGUAGACUAUGUUCUAGUACCUCCUGCUGUUUGGGAUGUCCUUUUUGAGAUUUAUGCUGGUGGACCCCCUCUACCUCGCAUGGUUAGCUCACCWGAACCCAAGAACGAAAAUAUCAAGAKAGAGGGCGCAAACGAGAAAAGCGUCGAACUAUGCAGUCCUACUUCUAGCGAAGGUGGUGUCAUGCAUGGAGACUUGGAUAUUCUUUCCAUCCCAACUGAGUCGGAUUUGGAUGCGAUGGCAACAGCUCCAAUAGACAAUAAAGAUCGAGUUUUGAGGAUACCCCGGCUGAUGGAAGUAAUUACGCACCCAUGGGUUUUACAGUUUCAGCUCUGUGAUCCAUUACAACCAUAUCGGAAGCAAGAUUUUAAUGAUGCCGGUCCCAUGACUAUCAGAGUGAUGGCCUCGCCCGACCAACCACUCUGGCGCCUUUAUUCAGAAGUUAUCAUGCGGCUGCCCUUUCAUAUUUAUAGAGCAUACGGUCCCGAUGGACGUGGGAAAGUGCGAUGGUGGAAACGCGUAGAAGCUUCCGAACCAAAAGAUCCGUAUGGACCAUGGCCCUGUAGUUUGUUGUGCAAGAAUCGUUUUGCCGCCUUACCUCGAAAAAAUGACGAAAAAGAAUUGAACGAAAACUUCGAUGAACUUAGGUCUAAUUGGGAAGAAUACUCAGACAAUGCUACAGUAGAAGGUAGCGGUCUCAGCGACGAAAGUCAGGUAUUGGUUGAAUUUGCGAUAAUGAAUCGAAAUAAUAAAUUUAUCUGGCCACGAGAAGCCGCUGCCAAGGUAGGGCGGGAUCGCCGACUGGCAGAUAAGCACAAGAAAUUUCGUCGAAUGCUUCUUGGACUCAAUGACAAUGGAUCUCCGAUGUCAACCCCCCCYGAUCUAGUAGGUUUAUACGUUGAUGCCAGAGAAGAAAGAACAGGACGGUGGUACGAGGUUCGCAUCACACAUGUAAAGGUAAUAGAUCCUGAAACAGAUGAAGAAAAUGACGAUGACUCGAUUGAUGACUAUCCAGCUCAAGGGUAUAAGGAAGUGCGUGUUGAUUUUACAAAACACGGAGGCCGUGCAGAAUGGAUUCGUAUUCCUGGAGAAUCUGGCAGACUGGCAGCUGCAGGAAGAUUCACUAUGGGCGAGGGAGGCGUUUCUCCUACAAGUCCAUCAAAGCAAACACAGGGGACGUCAGGUGCGGUUACUGAGUCAAAAGGAAAGAUCCAGGCACAGGUCAAAAAAGCUCCUCAAGAUGCCAAUGAUAUUUCAAAAGUGUGCACUAUACCAGGUUAUGGUGCUUGUGGUUUGGUCAAUUUAGGGAAUACUUGCUACAUAAACUCAGCUUUGCAGUGUAUAGGAUAUUUUCCUUUGGUCAGAUCAUAUCUGCUUAGUGGAGACUUCAGAGAUGAUUUGAAUAAAGAUAACCCCUUAGGUACCAAGGGUGUACUUCUGGAAGAAUUUGUUGAGUUGCUACGUUUCAUGUGGAGUGCAAAAGCUGGAGAAAAAUCACCAUUCCAACUAAGGAAACUAAUUGCAAAGCUCCGACCUGACUUCGCUGGAGCAGAUCAGCAAGACGCUCAAGAAUUGCUCAGUUACGUUCUUGAUGCUCUCAUGGAAGACAGUAAUCGUGUUAUCAAGAAACCAUACGUGGAAGGCCUAGAGGAUGAUUGGGUGAAAGUAACGAGUCUUUCAAGAGUCGGAGAAGAAGCCUGGAGGCGAGAACGACGGCGGAGCCGGUCUAUCAUWACUGAUGUCCACACAGGACAAACAAUCAGUACAACCACAUGUCCUGUUUGCAACUUUGCAAGCCAAAAAUUUGAUCCAUUCAACUUGUUAUCAUUGCCAAUACCAACAGUUACCGAUGUUAUUUUUAAGUGCAAAGUGAUYCGACGAGCGAAUUCUUUCAACACACCUUGGAUACUUAAUCGGCCGAAACACAGACUUGGAAAAGCAAAGAUAAGAUUCAGUCCAAACAAAUCAAUGAAUUCGACAUCUCCUUCGGACAAUCUUAUUGUGGAACAAUAUAUUAUUGCCAUGUCACGAUUAGCUGAUAGUAGUGACCUGAGACWAAAGAUUCAGAGCAUGUGUGGAAUUUCAGCAACAAAUCUUAUUAUCUGCAGUGCCGAAGAGAAGCUUGCGACAAAAGAAAAAGAUGACGGCAGUGUUGUGAGACGGAUAACGGAGCUCACRAUAAUMAAUAAGAAAGGGCCAUGCAGCCAGUUUGCUCGACAACGCAAUACUAACGAUGAAUCGAAUACAAGCGCAACGUCUCCGGCAUUGCUUGUUGCUUUUGAGUCUACACUUCAGUCAAGGCCUCUCGAUGGAAGAGUUGACGAWGGAUCCGAAACCAACUACGACGACUACGACGAUGAAGAAGAUGAUAUCGACAACUUUUCUAAGGGUCGUAAAGAAAAAGAAGAAAAGGAACUUGAGAAAAUGAUCAUGCAGUAUGGGAACGAAGAAGAAUGCCGAUUGUAUGAUACCGAGACGCUUCCAAUUGCGCAGGCCGUUUCUCGAAGUUUAUGGCCAACCAGACACCAAGAACUAAAACUUGGUCUACGCGUGGAUGCAAUUGAUCACAAAAAGCAUUGGUAUCCUGGAAGUGUAGUUGAAAUUCUUGAGAAUGACCCUGCCAAUGGUGAGGUUGGACAGGAUGAGACUAAGGUCAAGAUUCAUUUCGACAAUUUUUCUUCAAAAUGGGAUGAAAUUUAUUCCAUCGAACAUUUUAACAAUGGACAGGUCCAGCCUCUAUAUUCUCACGCUACUCCAAGAGCGAAACCGACGGAGUUUAUUGUUUAUCACCGCUACAUGGACCGAUCAACUAGAAUACCGAAUCUGUUCGGUCAAUCGUUUUAUGUGCAAUGUAGGAGUGAGUGGAGUACGGCUAGGGCGGGAGCACAGAUUCUUGCACAGGCUUCUCGAUUUCUCAGACAAGGCUCUAUUCAAACAGGUCCCGUCGAUGUUGACGGCGCACAGGAGCGUGAGAUGAAGAUUGACCGCUUGUACGACCGUACUCAAUCCAUCAUUUCUGAACUUAUCGACCUUCUGGUGGAAGCGGACAAAGAGUACCUCAUGGGAGCUCUUGGUUUGACCGACGAUACACCAAUGGCGAGACGAUUUCGAAAUCCUGGCUUUGAUGCCUCUACUAUUUCGUCAACACUWGUGAGGCGCGUCAAUGAGAAACUCCACCGCCUUCCUUUCGAGGUUCGUGUUUGUACUGCUGAGUCUCCGCUUGCCGGAAAUGCAAGCGAAGAGUGCGCAUACCCUUUCUCUUUGAUGAGAACUAUUGGAAAUUAUCUCAGUGCCCGCCAUGCAGUAGUUUUACAAUGGAGAGAGCCACCAUCCGACAAGAAAGCCAUAAAUUCAUUGCCAAGCAACACGAAAUAUUCUAACUACCUUAACGCCCCGGUCAUGUAUGUUCCACCGAAGGAAUUUAUGGACGAAGCCAGUGCCGAAAUCCUUACGAAGGCCAACCAAAAGGCCAAGAAAUCUCUGUCGGCUCGUGGGAGUGCGGGAAUGCCCUUGGGCAAAUGCCUCACCGAAUUUUGCAAAACCCAGAAACUCGAGAACGACGAGGGAGAUACGCACUGGAGGUGCCCACGGUGCAAAGAUUUYCGACCCGGUGCCAAACAGAAUCUAGUGCUUUGGCAGCUUCCCGAUAUUCUGACGAUUCACAUGAAAAGAUUUCGUUCUUCCCAAAAAUGGAGAGAAAAAAUUACUACAAAAGUCAACUUUCCUCUCACCGGUCUGGAUAUGAGAAAAUGGUGUCACCAAGAGUCUCCGGUGCUAGAGACGACCGUGACCGAUGAUUCUUACGUAUACGACCUGAUUGGUGUGCUGAAUCAUUACGGCGGGAUGACGGGUGGGCAUUACGUCGCAACCUGCAAGGCAACGCCAUGCAGCAAAGACGGAAGGGAAGAAGUCGCCUUCGAUUUCAACGGAGUUGGCGCAAGCAUGCCGAUAGCGACCGAAGACGAGGCGGGCACUCCGUCGGGCUGGAAGCCCUUUGGCCGCUCCAAGGUGGAGGUGAACGAAAACAAGGUCUCUGCCCUGGCGACAGCCAAGUUCCAGAGAGAAUCGGUGGAACCCCUCUGGCUCCAGUUCGACGACGAGGUCGUAGAACCGAUAGCACCGAAAAAUGUGGUUUCGGAGUCGGCGUACGUCCUGUUUUACCGGCGGAGGCGCCUGACCCCGGCCAACGUGGCGAGGUACAGCAGUCUCGAGUAGUCCGUGCCGAGGCAGAAUUGUGCCAACCUACGGCGUGGUSUUUCUAAACGAAAGAUUUACCAUUAAAUUAAGUUUUGAUUG
Pseudo-nitzschia multistriata is the source of this 7357-nucleotide messenger RNA. Lineage: Eukaryota; Bacillariophyta; Bacillariophyceae; Bacillariales; Bacillariaceae. The record is from the annotation of a GenBank genome assembly.